Molecule: messenger RNA, 468 nt
Organism: Centruroides sculpturatus (bark scorpion)
Lineage: Eukaryota; Metazoa; Arthropoda; Arachnida; Scorpiones; Buthidae
Product: H/ACA ribonucleoprotein complex subunit 4-like
Exons: 2
Biological process (GO): rRNA pseudouridine synthesis; snRNA pseudouridine synthesis; box H/ACA sno(s)RNA 3'-end processing
Cellular component (GO): box H/ACA snoRNP complex
Molecular function (GO): pseudouridine synthase activity; RNA binding
Source: RefSeq, a predicted model, not a curated record
UUACAGAAUUUUCAUAAACUAAAUGUAAGAACAAAUCAUUAUACGCCUCUUCCUUCUGGAUGUUCUCCAUUAAAACGUGAAAUUCAAGAAUAUAUCAGAUCUGGUUUUAUAAAUCUUGAUAAACCAUCUAAUCCAUCUUCUCAUGAAGUCGUGGCUUGGAUUAAAAGGAUUCUUGGAGUUCAGAAGACUGGACAUAGUGGUACUUUGGAUCCAAAAGUAACGGGAUGCUUAAUUGUAUGUAUUGAAAGAGCAACACGUCUCGUUAAAUCACAGCAGGGUGCUGGAAAAGAAUAUGUCUGCAUUUUUCAACUUCAUAGUGCUCCCGAAAGUAUAAAUCAAGUAGCAAAAACAGUAGAGUCAUUGACGGGUGCAUUGUUUCAAAGACCACCUCUUAUAUCUGCAGUGAAACGACAACUCAGAGUUCGGACAAUCUAUGAAAUCAAAUUUUUAGAAUAUAAACAAGAGCAG